This is a messenger RNA of Paramormyrops kingsleyae, 3406 nucleotides long. RefSeq names its product optineurin (gene optn). Gene Ontology annotation, molecular function: K63-linked polyubiquitin modification-dependent protein binding. Gene Ontology annotation, cellular component: cytoplasm; nucleus. Gene Ontology annotation, biological process: regulation of canonical NF-kappaB signal transduction. Lineage: Eukaryota; Metazoa; Chordata; Actinopteri; Osteoglossiformes; Mormyridae. The record is from RefSeq and is a predicted model, not a curated record.
UGUACUUUCUGUUUAAUCUGGUCGGCAGCUCACCUCUGCAACACCAAUCUACACAACGUGAGAAAAGAAAGACUUUCGUGGGUUACUGACGGAAAAAUCCUCCUACAGCGUUUCUACGUUUGAUAGUUUCUGGAAGAGCUGUCGUGUUCACAAUCAAAAAUAUUUUCCACAUCGUUUUGGUUUUAUUAUCAAAAUUUUUGAUGAGCAGUAAUGACUUCCGUCUAUCAGAAGUCGGACAGCGAUCCUCCGCAGGUGCAUGAGAAAGGCCCGGAGGGCGACCAUAGCUUGCAAGAGGAGACGCUUCAGCAGAUGAGGAUCCUAAUAAAAGAAAACAUGGACAUGAAGGAUGCCUUGAAACAGAACAGCUUCUCAAUGAAGGAGCGUUUAGAGGAGCUGCUGGCCUGGAAGGAGAGGCAGGUGCUAGAAAAGGAACUUCUAGAGGGGAAGCUGAUGGAGACCAUGCGGCAUGUGGAGGCCCUCACCAAGAUUAACAAGGAGCAGCAGAGGGCUGCAGUGGCAGAGAACUCAGCGGUGGAGAAUCUGAAGGUCCUGAUGGCCAAGCUGAAGGCAGAGAAAACCGACCUGGUGGCCAUGAAUUCUGAACUUGAGCUGAAGCUGAGCCAGAGGUUCCCCGAAGAUUUUGUGGCAGUCCAGUUUGCGGAACGUGCAGAGAUAAACAGGGCACAUGAUUUACUGAUCAGCCAGGAAGAUUCACCAUUUUGCACCAUGAAACAUGAGGAGAGGACUGUGAGCCGACUGCUGCAGUCCCUGAAAAUGGAGACAGAGAAGGUAGAAAAGCUGCAACACAAGCUUCAGGCUGUGAGGAACAGAAUGAUAGAACUGGAGUCAUGGACACAUUUGAAGGGCAAAAAUGAGACCCAGAAAUCUCAGUGCAUGGAGGACAAUGAGCACUGCUGUAGGUCCAAUGCCAGCACUAACAUGGAUGGACAAAUCCAGUAUGAACCCUCUGUGACAGGAGAUGGGUCUUCUACAGAGAUGGAGAGCCUGAAGGUCCAGGCGCAGACACUUGUCAAAGAUCUGCACAGUCUGCAGUCCAAGCUUGAAGAUUCGGAAGACAUGAAGAAGAGCCUGCAUGACAAGUGCAGGGACAUAGAAGGAGAGAGGAUGCAGCUGAGAGCACAGCUGGUGGAGAGACAGCGGUGGUACGAGAAGACAGUGUCACAGCUGGAGGAGAAGCAGCAAGAGAACAAGAAACUUAUAGCACAUAUGGAGGAGAAGCAGCAGGAAAACAAUAUGCUCAGAGCACAGCUGGCAGAGAAGCGGCAGGGAAACAAGAAGAUGGAGUCACAGAUGGAGGUAAAGCAGUGGCAGUAUGAGAAGAUGGAGUCACAGCUGGAGGAGAAGCAACAGCAGCAUGAGAAGAUGGAGUUACGGCUGGAGGAGAAGCAGCAAGAGAACAAGAAGCUAAAAAUGCAGCUGGAGAAGACACAGCAGGAGAAUAAAAAGAUGGAGUCACAGCUGGCAGAGAAUCAGCAGGAGAAAGAGAAGAUGGAAUCACAGCUGGAGGAGAAGCAGCAGGAGAACAAGAAGCUAAAAGCGCAGCUGGAAGAGAAGUGGCUAGAGAAUACAAAGAUGAAGUUACAGCUGGAGGAGAAGCAGCAGGAGAAUGAGAUGCUGAAAAAACAGUUAGACAACAUGAGCUCCUGCAUGAAGACAGUGCAGAAUAACGCUGAGGAAGGGAGAAGGAAUUUGGCUCAGCUGAAGGAUGCUCAUGACCAGCUCUAUGAGGAAUAUAUGGGGAUGCAGAAGCAAAUCAGAGAAACUAAGGAAGAGAUGAAUGGCCUUAAUGACAGGCUCGGUGCCGCGGAAGAAGCCCUGGCAACCAAACAACAAAAGAUUGAUGAGAUGAAGCAGGAAAUCUUCAAGAAGGAGGCAGAACUGGAGACUGUCUCUGUGUUCAAGGCACAGGCAGAAGUGUACUCAUCAGACUUCUAUGCAGAGAGAGAAGCGAGGGAGAAGAUCCAUGAGGAGAAGGAGCGCUUGGCUGAGGAGUUGAACAACAUAAUGAAGGAGAACCUUCAGCUGCAGGAGCAAAUUGAGUGUCUGGGCAGGCAAACUGUGACAAAGCUACAGCUCCGCCAUGGGUCAGUGCCAUGUGAGGCCAGUCCACCAGGGGGCAAUGUAUCACCAGCUGUCAACCACGAGUUGGACAUCGCUGAGUUCCAUUGCCCCAAAUGCAAUGACAUCCUGCCAGAUAUGGAUAGCCUCCAGAUCCACAUCAUGGAGUGCAUAACCUGAGCUCUGCUGGAGUCCUUAUCUCCCAGGCUGCCCCCUGAAGGAAGGUCUGAGUAUCUUCCUGAGAGCAUCCUGUGACUCCAAGCCUGCACAUGUGUUGGAAGAAGUCUGCAGACACUCAAAAGAACAGUUUGAUGCUGCACGUCAGCUCUGUGAUUAAACAAUUUGUUCAGCACCAAAAAGCACUUACACAGUGCUUUGACUUGGAAUAGGGAUAGGCAGUAUGGCAAAAUAUUUUAUCAUGAUUAUGAUUAUUUUUUCAUAUCAGUUGAUAUUGAUAAUUAUCAUGAUAUAAUUAAUUUUUAUAUAUUAACUUCAAGCCUCAAUUUUUGCUUAAAAAUCUUCUAGAAUUCCUAUAAAACAGAUUCAGAAUAAUAAAAAAAAAAUGCAACCUGGAAUCAAAUUUUUCUAAAUAAAUUGUACUUUUUUGUCUUAGGGUGCAACACUGGAAAAUACAGAGAGUACAGUUUGUUGCUGGGUUUUUUCUCCGACUGCCUCGUUGCUCAUUUCAGGGAACGGGUUUGAAAUUGUUGAUACAGUUGUCUUUCAUCCCAUAAUGCAAGAUAAAUUCCUGUGUCCCAUGGUUAACUAAUGCAGUACUGGACAGCAGCACGUCAAGUGGUGAAAUAAGUUUGCAAUAUUUCCAGUUUUAGUUGGCACAAGUUUUCAGCAGGGUUUACAGUACACAGCACCAGUCUGUUGAAUGUCAUGACUUUAAACUGCAAAAAGUACCACCACAACACUGAUGUCUUCUUGCCUGAUUUAUUCACAAUAUUUCUUCACCGAAUACCAGAUGAUUUUUUGGAAUUGUGUUUGUUCCUGUGAUGUGAUAGGCUCAUAUGUGCUAUCAAGAAAGCAAGGUUUUAUUGUCGACAGGGUAUCAAAGUUUCUCGUUUUCUUAUUUAAAUUUUAUAUUUAGUCAAUAUAUUAUUUAUAUUGCCCAGCCUGGAACACAGGGCAUGAUUUUAGUGUAAUAAAAUGGGAAUGUGGUGGUACGACAAAUGUAAUUCAGUUGAAGUAAUUUUUCAGUGUUUGUGAAUGGCUCUGGGUAAUAUUGUGGAUCUGAAAUACAAACAUAUGCAUUGUAUUUCAUAAAUUAUGUCAAUGUAUUAUCAUCAGUUAAAUAUACAAUAAAUAUAUGCAAAGUUAA